Desarmillaria tabescens is the source of this 2492-nucleotide messenger RNA. RefSeq names its product long-chain-fatty-acid-CoA ligase. Gene Ontology annotation, biological process: long-chain fatty acid metabolic process. NCBI's taxonomy places the organism in Eukaryota, Fungi, Basidiomycota, Agaricomycetes, Agaricales, Physalacriaceae. Gene Ontology annotation, cellular component: membrane; endoplasmic reticulum. Gene Ontology annotation, molecular function: long-chain fatty acid-CoA ligase activity. The transcript is spliced from 15 exons. The record is from RefSeq and is a predicted model, not a curated record. Bases 325 to 2418 code for a protein of 697 amino acids.
UCAUGACAAGAUCAGGGCAGGACCGCUUAGCCUGGCCUCCGAAAUUGCAUAUUGUCAAGUGGGUUGUAUCCGUGAACGGAACACUGUUGUGUUUAUGACUCUAACUGCAGGUUGAAUUUGCGACUAUGCAGGACCAGCAGCAAAUUGCCCAGGAAAUUAUGCGGCGGCUACGGGAACAUUGUUUGCCGGAUAUCGACAAAUAGACAAUCACACGUGAAUUUCCUGUCGCGUCAAAGCAGCGUCAGAGGGCAGCGGUCGACUUGCCGUCACCCAACCUCGGUCUCUCUCUCCUCCUGCAAAAGAUAAAUACAACCCGAGCCCAACAUGACCCUGACGCAGAAACCGACCAUGCUUGUCACCGACCACGUUCAUUCCUGGCCUGCUGAGGUUCCCUUCCAUCGACAGGCUGCAGAGGUACCCGGAACAAAGAAGCCAGGGCAGACCGGUAUCUACCACAAUGCGAUCUUUGGAUACAUUGACAAGGACACUCCUGGCUCCUUCCAAACAGUCGAUGAAAUCUUCAAAACUGGUCUCAAGGGUGGACGUGACAGGAAAAUGCUCGGCCAUCGGCCGCUUAUUUCAAUGUCGCCGCUCAAGUUUGCCAACUAUUACGUAUGGCAGACUUACGGCGAGGUCGACUUGCGCCGGCGUUGGAUAGGCAGUGCUCUGGUCAAGCUCUUUUCAUCUGGUCAGCUUGGCGGGGGAGAGUACGAGACGGUUGGUAUCUGGUCGCAGAACCGACCAGAAUGGCAGAUCAUCGAUAUCGCCCUCCAAAGUUACAACAAAGUUGGUGUUUCUCUGUAUGAUACCCUGGGCAAGGACGCUGUUGAGUACAUCAUCAACCACUCCCAUCUCACGACCAUUUUUACUACGGCCGAUCACAUUCCCGCGUUGUUGAAGUUGGCGCCUUCAAUACCGAUCGUAAAGAUGAUCGUGUCUAUUGACCCAUUACCAGCCCAGGCAUGGAAUAUCAUGCUUCAAUGGAGCCAAACUGUUGGUGUCCAACUGAAGAAACUCAGCGAAAUUGAGGAGCUGGGACGAGCUAACCUGAUUGAACCUAUCCCAGCAACGCCUGAACAAUUGACUUCCAUCUGUUACACAUCCGGUACUACCAGUAACCCCAAGGGAGUGUUAUUAACUCAUCGUAAUAUGGCGGUGGCUACACAGUCCAAUCUUUACGGUCUCAUUCUGCCAGAGGACGGAAGUUUGUUAUCUUUCCUGCCUUUGGCACAUAUUUAUGAGCGAGUCACGGAGUUCGUCUGUAUUGGAAUGGGAGCAAGUAUCGGGUACUUUAGUGGUGAUCCUUUGCGCCUGAUGGAGGAUGCACAAGUCCUCAAGCCGGCAAUGAUUCCUGCGGUUCCUCGUGUUUUCAAUCGGAUAUAUCAAGGUGCCAUGGCGGCUGGUGAUGUUCCCGGAUUGAAAGGCGCCUUGUUUAGAUAUGCUGUUCAGACGAAACUAUACUGGCUACGCGAGACUGGUACCGUCACCCAUGCAUUAUGGGAUCGGCUUGUCUUCCGCAAGGUCAAGGCCGUUUUGGGUGGUCAGAUGGAGACUAUGAUCUGCGGUUCUGCGCCCAUUAAUAAGGACGUUUUGGACUUCUUGAAGAUCGCCAUGUGCUGCAACAUUCUUGAAGGAUACGGCAUGACCGAAACGUGCGCGACAACAACGAGAGCGAUCCCAGAUGACCCUACCGCGGGUGGAACCGUCGGCCCACCUCAACCCGGCAAUGAGAUCAAGUUGAUUGACGUUCCUGCCAUGAACUACACUUCAGAAGACAAACCUUUCCCUCGAGGGGAGCUCUGUGUAAGGGGUGACAACUGUUUUGCUGUGUACUACAAGGAUGAGAAGAACACGCAAGAAACAGUCGAUGCGGAAGGUUGGCUACACACUGGUGACGUCGCAGCUAUCGACGAUUGUGGACGUGUCAAGAUUAUAGAUCGUGUCAAAAAUAUCAUGAAGCUGUCCCAAGGGGAGUAUGUCGCUCUCGAGAAGAUCGAAAAUACAUACGGUGCCUGCCCAGUGGUUGCCCAGAUCUAUAUUCAUGGAGACUCGAUGCAAGCAUACUUGCUGGCUGUUGUUAUCCCAGAUCCCACUCAACUCGCGGCUAUUGUUUCUGACGUCACGGGCAACAAGGUGACCCCAGACAACAUCCCUGUUUUGUUGCAGGCGUGCAAGGACAGCAAGAUCAACCACAAGGUGCUCUCCAUACUGACUCAGGAGGCGAAGAAAAACGGUUUGAAGGGUUUCGAGACCAUUAAACGUAUCCAUCUCAGCAUGGAGCCCUUCACCGUGGAUAACGGUACACUGACCCCGACGCUCAAAAUACGUCGUAAAGAUGCCUACAACAAGUACAAGGCAGAACUCGACGGCCUUUACGCCCUCGGAGAGCCGACUUCAGAGGUCACGACCAGGCUAUAACGGGCUAUCAUGUGGACGAGUGCUGACGGCAUUUUUAUUGUACUAUACAGCUUUAUUUCGCGCAAGAAAUGUAA